Messenger RNA from Cotesia glomerata, 961 nucleotides. RefSeq names its product clavesin-2-like. The record is from RefSeq and is a predicted model, not a curated record. Gene Ontology annotation, molecular function: phosphatidylinositol bisphosphate binding. The coding region runs from base 7 to 948 and encodes 313 amino acids. The transcript has 4 exons. Lineage: Eukaryota; Metazoa; Arthropoda; Insecta; Hymenoptera; Braconidae. Gene Ontology annotation, cellular component: membrane.
UUAAAUAUGGGCGUGGACAAUAAAAUAGACUACAAAUGUACCCUCAGCAAAGAAACCCAAGCAAUUGCCUUGGAAGAAUUACGAGAAGAUGAAAACAUGAGAAAUCAAGCGUUGGAGCAAUUCCGAGCCUGGAUACUGAAGCACCCUUCAAUAAAACACUGUCGUACUGAUCCUGAAUUUUUGCUCCGAUUUUUAAGAACCAAUAAGUUUAGUUUGCUCAUGGCACAAGACAUGCUGAAGCGUUACUUACAAGCCAGACAAUUAUCUUCCGAUUGGUUCCAAAAUUUGGACAUCGAUGAUCCUGCUGUUGAAGCAAUUAUUGACAGCGGUUAUAUCUUCCCGUUGCCUGAAAAGGAUCAGCACGGAAGACGAGUCAUUAUGUCGUGUAUUGGUCAAUUUGAUCCAAAUAAAUAUACCGGUUCGCAAAUGAUGAGAGCUCAGACUUUAGCGUUUGAAGCAGUUAUUGGCGAUGAAGAGAAUCAAGUGCGUGGUUACACAUAUGUGUAUGACUUUUCUGGGUUGACUAUGAGCCAUUUGAGCUUAUUGUCAGUAAUGGAGAUUCGAAAACUGGUUAGUUGGAUUCAAAAUGGGAUUCCGAUGCAGCAGAAAAUGGCGCAUUUAUUUAAUGUUCCGAAGAACGCCACUAAAAUUAUCGACUUUUCUAUGUCACUUCUUAAUGAUAAAUUCAAGGACAGUAUUGCGGUUUAUAAAAAUAUGGAAAAGUUAAAGAAAGUUAUCGAUCCUAAAAUUCUGCCCAAAGAAUACGGUGGUGAUGUACCAAUUGCUGACAUGAUUGUUGCAUUUAAGGAAAAAUUGCGUGAAAAACGUGAAGAGUUAAAAGCCCUUGAUGAUAUGCACAUUGAAAUAUCUCCAGAAGAACGCAAAUCUUUACUGACAGACAUUUCCGAAGGUGUUUCUGGCUCAUUCCGCAAACUUGAAGAUGAAUAAAAUAUUCAUUAAA